Jaminaea rosea is the source of this 900-nucleotide messenger RNA. RefSeq names its product Prefoldin, subunit 4. Bases 43 to 441 code for a protein of 132 amino acids. The transcript has 3 exons. Gene Ontology annotation, biological process: protein folding. Gene Ontology annotation, cellular component: cytoplasm; prefoldin complex. The record is from RefSeq and is a predicted model, not a curated record. Lineage: Eukaryota; Fungi; Basidiomycota; Exobasidiomycetes; Microstromatales.
UUUUCAAUCCUCAGCCUUCCCUCUGCCAGACCUCUGCCCAGCAUGCGAAUGCUCGACGAGGACGCCGACUCGAACGAUGUGGCUGUCUCGGCCUCGGAUCAGGAAGCCAUCAACGCUUUCUCACGAUUCAACAGCCGCAUCUCCGAGGCUGAAGACGAGCUGAAAGCCAAAAAGGAGGAGAAGGAGGCGACCGAUGAGGUGGUGAUGGAGCUGGAGCUAGUCGAUGAGGAGGAGCAGGUGCCCUACAAGAUGGGCGACUCUUUCAUCCACAUCCUUCAACCUCAAGCACUCGAAUUCCUCGAGAGAGAUUCGAAGCGACUGGAUACAGAUAUUGAGGAAUUGAAGAAGACGGUCGAUGAGUGUGAGGAGGGGAUGGAGAAGUUGAAGGUGGUCCUCUAUGGCAAGUUCGGGAACAAUAUCAAUUUGGAGAGAGGCGACUGACAAGGAGAUGAUGUACAAUAGAAUGAGAAACAGUCAGCCAAUAGGACUGAAAACAAGGCUUGGUCAUUGCGGCUAUCUGGACCAGACCUUCCACCAGCUCCUACCCUCUUUCUUCCCAUUCUCCGCACCUUCCGUCACCCCAGCGAGAGCUCCCUGCGCCUUCUGUCUGAGCUCCUUGAUCUUGUCCUCCAUCUCUCCCCUCUGUUGCUCCUCGACGACCUUCUGUUCCUCCCCAUCAAGGUAGGUCCAGAGCAAGUGGAGCGCAAAGUACGCACCUGACCCGUAGGCGAUGCAGCGCAGGAAAGGCGGGUAAAUCUCGCGAUAGAAGAGACUGUGGCGUGAUGGCGGACCACUUCGGCGAGGAUGGCGUUCGAAGAAGUCUGAUUGGGAUGAGGACGUGGAGGGCUUGCCUGAGGUUGACGGGGAGUUGGGCGGGCUAGACGUGGAGUUGAAGCGCAG